Molecule: messenger RNA, 2363 nt
Organism: Hipposideros armiger (great roundleaf bat)
Lineage: Eukaryota; Metazoa; Chordata; Mammalia; Chiroptera; Hipposideridae
Gene: THOC7
Product: THO complex subunit 7
Exons: 8
Coding region: 845-1312 (155 amino acids)
Biological process (GO): mRNA processing; mRNA export from nucleus
Cellular component (GO): THO complex part of transcription export complex
Source: RefSeq, a predicted model, not a curated record
CCCGCCGCCACCCGGCCCGCUCCCCGGAGCCCCUCGGCCUCCCCCCGUGACCCCCAGCCUCCGCGGCCGCUUCCGGGAGUCCCUGGGCCUCCCCGAUCAGACCCCUCCCAGGAGCCCGGGGCUUUCCCGGCCGCUUCCCCCGAGCCCUCCGGCCUCUCUCCGCAGCCCGUCGGCCCCCGCGGAGCCCCUCUCACUCCCGGGCCGCUCUCCCGAGGCCACGCGGGGCUCGGGGAGGUUGGGCUGGGAGGAUGGUCGGGGGGCCGGGAGCACGCGCGCGGGCCCGGGAAGGCUGGAAGCGCUGCGUGGGCGGGUGGUACCGGAAGGGGUCCGGGCUGUCGGAGGAUGUGGCGAGGGAGCCCGUGGUGGGGGUGGGGGGUCCGAGGGGCGCGCGAAGGGGAGGACGAGGUGGAGGCCCGGGAUCCGGGGGUCCGCAGGACCCGUGGAGGGCCGGGAGGGAGCGCGAACUCCACGGAUGGGGCGAGGCCUUCGGGCCAAGCCGGGAAGGAGAGAAGCUCAAGGACACGUGUCCCAGGGGUGUCGCGCACAGGUGACCGGCCCCUGGAGGAGUCCUCUGGGCCCGUGGGGAAGGGCCCCACGCAUUGGGGUGGAUCGUGUGAGGCCGGAACUAGCCCUGUUGGUGGGGAGAGGGAGCUGAGGACGGUGCCUAAAAGAAGCUGUGGACCGGGUAUCUGAGGACGCACGGUGGGAUGAAGUUAUACGGAAGCGUCUCCUAAUUGAUGGAGAUGGUGCUGGAGAUGAUCGGAGAAUUAAUCUGCUAGUGAAAAGUUUCAUUAAAUGGUGCAACUCUGGAUCCCAGGAAGAGGGAUACAGCCAGUACCAACGUAUGCUGAGUACACUGUCCCAAUGUGAAUUUUCAAUGGGCAAAACACUGCUGGUAUAUGAUAUGAACCUCAGAGAAAUGGAAAAUUAUGAAAAGAUAUACAAAGAAAUAGAAUGUAGCAUUGCUGGAGCACAUGAAAAAAUUGCUGAGUGCAAAAAGCAAAUUCUUCAAGCAAAACGAAUACGAAAAAAUCGCCAAGAAUAUGAUGCUUUGGCAAAAGUGAUCCAGCAUCAUCCAGACAGGCAUGAGACACUAAAGGAACUGGAGGCUCUGGGAAAAGAAUUAGAGCACCUUUCACAUAUUAAAGAAAGUGUUGAAGAUAAGCUAGAAUUGAGACGGAAACAGUUUCACGUUCUUCUUAGUACCAUCCACGAACUUCAGCAAACACUGGAAAAUGAUGAAAAGCUCUCUGAAGUAGAAGAAGCUCAGGAAAUAAGCAUGGAAGCAGAUCCUAAGCCACAGACAAGCUAAUCGCUCAGCAUUCCCAAGAUGAAGUAGCAGCAGGAUCUUAGUGCGUUUGGAAUUUGUGUGCUCUUGAGAUAUUUAAAGUUUUGACAGUGAACUACUUUGCUUUUAGAUAUUAAUGUACAGUUCAUUCAUAUUUCUUCACACAAAAUGACUCCAAUUGGGGUUUUUUUUGAAAUAGCUUUUUUAUUCUUAAACUUAAAAGCAACAUCCAAAAUUUUUUAAUAAAAUGUUUUCAAGCCAGAUAUGUUUUCAUUAACAUUCUAGGUAGUUUUAACUGUUAAUAUUGAUUUGCUUACAAAAUAAGUUGAAGAUUGUGAGAAGGUGGUAUUUCUAGAAUGUGCAUGAGAAAAUGAGUCAACUUCUGGAAAUUGUUAUCACUUUUAAAAAUGGAGUACAUGAAUAGCUUCAGGAAGGCUAUGAACUUAUAAAAUAAUGUGCAACAUGUUUGUGGUGUAUGCUCAUUGUGGGGCAGUUUCCAUAUUAAGCAUCCCUGGUGUUAGAGGUAAUAACAAGAUGAAAAGUAAAUUCAUAUGCACUACUUUCUAGAUCUCUCACCUUAAUACGUGAGCAGCAUGGUUGUUAACUGUUUGGUUCAUAUAUUUUUUUUCUCUACUGUUUUAUUCUUUAGGAGUCAUUUUCAAUGGAAAAAAAAUGUAUUGGUAGAGUGAAGACUAGUCUGAGAUAAAUAGUCUGUGAAGAUGGCCUUGCAUAAAGAAUUUCAUGAUCUUUUUAACAAUUAAGCUAAGGCUGAAUCACUUGUAAUUUUCUUAAGUAUUGAAUCACAUUUUUAAUACUUGUUAGGUUCCAUCCUUAUUCAUUUAUUUUAGUUCGAAAAUCUGACACUGCAUGAAUCAUACCUUAAAAAUGUUACAUUUUUGUAAUUUUAAUAAGAAUUCUUGUCUUUAAAAAUGAAAGUUUAAAAUUAGUUCAGUAGUAGUCAUAUUAAAAGUGUAAUAAUACCUUUAAAUGCUUCCUCUAACUUCAUCUGGCAAAUCAUGGGAGAAAUUUAUUUGCAGAAUGGCUAUGCCUUAAUAAAUGUUUCUAUUUUCCAUUA